AUUUCCCAGCGGAGCUAAGCGCGAGCGGCGUAAGGGAGAGGCUAUCCCCGCCGUAGCAGGAAUGGAGACAAAGAGAAACAUUACCGGAAAUACUGUUCGUGUAUUCCUUGAACAGCGUAGCUAAGGGAUCGUGUGCUAAUACUAACCCCUCACUGCGGAAGUGGGACGUACCAAAGCUUGGCACCCGAAAAUCCUGCCCUGCCGGGUGGCUCGCGCUGCAUGGCGCGUUGCGCGGGGAGCGCCGCCUCCUGGGACUGCGGGGAUACCCGUGAAGAGGGAGGAAGGAAGGGCGGUGCGAGGGGCGCCUCGGAGAGGCGAAGGCUGAAAGAAAUGGUGGCUGAGCAGCUGAGGCAGGAUAUGAACAGGCUUCUUAAGGAGGAAAUCCAAACUGAUGUUACUUUCUGUGUUGGCAAUAUUCUGUUCAGAGCCCACAAGGCAGUGCUUUUAGCAAGAGUGCCAGACUUUUUUUUGCAAGUUUCUGGGAGGUGGUUAAAUAAUCUAAGCAGCAGUCAAGUUAUUCAUCUGGAGAAUUUGGAACCUUUUGAAUUUAAAACAUUCCUACAGGCUGUGUAUUCAUCUGACAGAAACAUGAAAGAGGCUGAGCAAGAGGUUCUCAAGAAGGAAGUAUCAAAGGCUAGAUUAACAAAAGAAGAUGAAAGUCUUCAGGUCAGCCAUCCCCAGAAUGGUCAAAUAUCAGCUGCACAGUGGCUGGAAAAUCAUGAAAGGCCAUCUGGGCAUCAGUAUUCCUCAAAUGGAACAACAGAAACAGAAACUGCUGCAUCUCCUUUUAUUGCAAAUAAAAUUCCUGAAGAAGCUGUUGAUGCUAAAGGCAAUGCAACUGUGUCAGAAACUGCAUCUGACUUGGGAAGAGACCUGUUGCUGCUCUACGAGAAAUCCUGGUUUUCAGAUAUUAAUAUUUGGAUUGAUGGAAAACCAUUUGAAGUGCACAGGGCCAUUUUAUGUGCCAGAUCCAGUUACUUUGCCGCUAUGCUGAAUGGGAGCUGGGCUGAAAGCUCUCAAGAUCACAUUACUCUUCAAGGCAUAAACCAUGUAGAAAUGACAGUUGUUUUGCAUUUUAUCUAUGGAGCAAUUCUGGAUUUCCCAAUCAAAGCAGAUGCUGGCUGCAUACUGAGCAUUGCAGAUAUGUAUGGACUUGAGGGCCUAAGAGAAGUUGCUAUCUACAUUCUGAAAAGGGACUAUUGCAACUUCUUUCUAAAGCCUGUGCCUGGAAAGCAUCCACCUGUUUUAGAAUGUCUAGCCAUUGCCCAUUCUGUGGGAGCAAAAAGCCUCUAUGACGCUUGCAUGAAGUGGAUAGUUCAAAAUUUUGUAAGAUGUUGGUCAGAGAAGAACUUCGCUAGUUUACCCACUGACCUUCAAAAUGAUUGCUUUAGAACACUGAUUCAGUCUUUGAGUCCACAGAAUUCAGCCCAUCUUCUGAUGGAAACCAGCCGACUGAUCAGUAGCCUUCCCCAGGUGAAAUGGACUGAAACAGCCCUUACCUUGGCAUCUAGGCUGCAAGAGGAGUGUGUCUCAUUUAUGGUGGCAAAUUUCCCAGGGAUAAUUCAAAGUGAAGGCUUUUUUGCUUUGUUACAGGCUCAGGCCAUGAGCAGCAAAGCGGACCUCCUUGAUCAAGUCUUUGAGGCCAUUCAGAGGGGUAUAAACACUGAAAAUAGUUGCAGUCUUCUAAUAGCUCUGGACACUUUAUUAAGUUCUGCAAGCGUGAAUGAGAUGGGGUUUACGUGCAAGAUCCAGGCUCUGCAUGAUAAGCUGUGGAUCUUCCUAGUUCAGUCAUUUUAUGCUGUUCGUCACACAGAGAGCUGGAAGCUGCUGAAGCCAGAUGAUCAACAGAAAAUACAAGCAGCUGCUUUUGACAAAGGCGAUGCUAGAAGACCUGCUAAAAAGCCUGCAUUCACUAGUUCUCAGUUAAACAGAUGCAGUACUGACGCUUCUGGUAUUAAACAUACUGCUUGGAAAGCAGACGGAAAGAAAAACAGUUGGUGUGGUUCCUUCACUAAUCGGGAUAAAAUGAAAUCCGAUGGAUUAGGAGCAUCUGGACAUACAUCGGCUACCAACAGGAACAGCGCUAAUAAGGCUUUGAAACACGACGAUUUAAAGGGGAAAGACAGUAAAAAGGCAGUUUGCAAGAUGACAAAAGAGGCCAAGAUGGGGGAGAAAACACCUUCACCAAAGGCUAGAGCUGUUAUAAAGCCCAAAACUGAAACUAAUGGAAAUGCUAAGGCUGAAAGCUUCCUUACAAAACAGGAUUCUGAUCGGUCAUUAUCUGCUAGUGGACACAAAAAUGCAGGAAGUGGCAAAGCCUUGAAAAACCAAGAAGGUAAAAGUGUAGGUGCUCGACCCAAAGUACUUUCUGCAAGUUCAAGUGUACAGAUUAAAGCAAAACCUGUGAAAAAACCCACUGGAAAGGAAUCUCCCUCUCUUAUCGGCACUGAAACUCUAAGUAAAUCAACCAAUUCAAGUACAGAUCUGCGGAUGUCCAUUGAACAUCUAGAUGAAACCAAGGAGGAAAAACUAGCAGAUGAAGGGAGAAAGCAUCCAGCUUUGAAAACAAAAUCUGCAGUGAAGAAGACUAACGGAGCCCCUGCUAAAAAAAGUGUUAAUGAUGUUGAGGCUAAUAGUCCAAUGAACAGUGUUGUAAAAAAAUGCACUGGAAAGGGCAACAGUGAACAUACACCACAAGCAGUUUUGAAGAAAAAGGGAAGCGAAGCUGGCAAUUCUACUGUUCAGCAGAAAACCAAGAAUGUAGCUAAUACUACAAAAAAUCAAGGUUCACAAGGAGACUUACCAAAUUCACUGAAGUCAGGACUUUCUCCAAAACAAAAUGAAGAAAAAAACGUGACACAACAUUUGGCACAACUGGAGAAACAAAGUUUGUCAAAGAAAAAGUCUAAACCUCUGCAGACUACUUCUGUUAAAGCUACUGCAAAAAUAAUAGUAACAUCCAAAACCCAAACCCAUUCAAAGAAGAGUGAAAUAGGGAUCAAUAAAGACCAAAAACAGAAAAUAGCUACAGGACAACCUGCUUUAAAGGCUUCAUCUUCAAGCAUGAAGCAUCCUAGAAGUGAGUCACCAGUUCAGAAGAACUUACAUGGAGAAGGGCAAAAGAAUUUGGCUCCCAAGCAUGAAAAUUCUGCUGCAUUGGGAACUCAGCUACCUGGCAGUAACAAAUCUAGUCCAGGGAAGAAAAACAGCAGUGGAACAUCUUUGCUUGAGAUAGAUAAAGGGCACAUACUUAAUAAAGAAAAAAUAACUCCUCAUGAAGAAAGACACUCCAGAGGAGAUUGGGAACAGCCAUAUGUUGCAGAACUGAGCAUUUCAGUGAAAACUGAAAAGACAGAAAAACAGGUUCAUACAAAUGAAAAAGAUGAUACAUCUCUUAUAAGUAAAAAUGUGGAAGAAGGUAAUGCAACUGAAUUGCAUUGUGUUAAGGAUCGGGAGAGUAUUGCAUGUGAGAAUGCUAACAAAAAUCCCACCGUCUUGGCUGCAAACAAGGACAUGUUAAAGUGCAAAACACUUCCUGAUUCUGUUGGUUGCCUGCAUCCAUUGAAACAGCUGAGAGAAAACAAGAACCCUUUGAUCCAAAAAACAUCAAUUGAUCAUAAAGCUACAGAUAACUUGAAAGCUGGAAAGGAUGCUAACUGUGGAGAUGUUCUAUUGCAUCAGUUUUAUGAAGCAGCUGGUGAGACCUCUAACUUUGAACGUGAGGAAAGGAAGUCUUCCAAGGCCUUUGUGAUAGGGUCUGAAAGUACUGAUGAGUUUUCUGAUAAGUCUGCUGUGACUGAAUCCCAGUCUGCUACAGUGGAAUCAGAUGCCACUUCCAAAUCUUCCAUAGGCCAGGUUGCUGAGAAAUGCUCCUCUAAAGACACUGAUACCACAGAAACACCAGAGAGCCAUGAAAAUUCUGAUGCUCCAUUUACAGAUCAUUGGAACUUGAGCUCCAGUGCACUUGAUCCAAAAGAAAGCCCUGAAUCUGACACAGGCAGUGCAGCAACAUCCUCAGAUGAUAUAAAGCCAAGAUCAGAAGACUAUGAUGCUGGAGGCUCUCAAGAUGACGAGGGCUCCAAUGAAAGAGGGAUUUCAAAAUGCAGCACCAUGUUGUGCCAUGAUUUCCUUGGCAGAAGCAGCAGUGAUACAAGUACACCUGAAGAACUAAAAAUCUAUGAUGCUAGCCUAAGGAUAGAGGUAAAAAUGAAAAAAGAAAACUCUGAUCUCUUUCGGGUUAUUUCAACAAGUGAUGAUGAGAUCCCUAGAAAAAGGCCUGAAACUUGGUCACAUCAAGGUGGUGAGAAAAGGGCUGGGUCAAGAGGAAAUAAUGCUGGCUUUGCACCCACACAAUUUCCUCAGGAAGCUGAUCAGGUUUCCUCUUCAGCAGAUGAAACAGAAGAUGAAAAGUCUGAAAAUGAAAAUGCUGUGGAACGCCUACCACCCCCAGAAGCUCCUGUUCAACAGUUUCAUGGAAUAGUGAAUCUAGCCUUUGAAGAUGCAGCAGAAAAUGACAUUGAGAACCAAGAAUUCUCUGACACCAAGAACUUUAAGCGGUCUGUAUUGCUUUCAGUGGAUGAAUGUGAAGAACUGGGGUCUGAUGAUGGUGGGGAGGUCCAUACACCUCUUCAGGGUUCCUUGGAUGCUGCCACACCUUCUGAUGUGUUUGAUGGCAUUCCUCAUGAGCAUCACAACAAAACAUUUUAUUCAAGAUUCUCCUUGGAGAUCGAGGAUGGAUUCUUAGAGUGUAAGAAGCCUGAUAAGGAUAAUAAUGAGAACUCUUCUGUGGAUCCUUGUGUUUCUGAGUCAAAGGAGAAAGAUAACCUUGCUACUUCAGUUACAGAACAAAAGUCUAGAGAGAAAACAGUAGGGUAUAGCCAGCCUGCUGCAGAAGGUAAAGAAGAGGCUAGGAGUGAAGAGAAUAAUGACAUUCAGUGCAAUAAAGUUUCAGAUGUUGAUUCAAAAUCUCAAGGAAGACCAUGUCACUUGGAUCUUCAUCAGAGGGAUAAUACUGAGUUGCAAAAGAACAGUUCUACAAAGCCUGUAGAUCCAUGUAGGAGUCAUUUAUUGACUCCAGAAGGUCACGUGAAAGAGAGUGAGCCAGCAUCUACUGAAUACUCUAACACUGCUUUAUCUGCAGGAGACAUAGAUGAUUGUGACAGAUUGACACAAACCUGCAUGUUUGAGCAUCGGCCUCCAAAAACCCUUUCUCCAAUAUACGAGAUGGAUGUUGGAGAAGCUUUUGAGCAGAGGAUGGAGUCGGAAGUGAACAUUGUAGAAGUGGAUUUUGAAGAUCAAGAGUAUGCAGAACAGGACUGGUCUCUUCUCAGGCAAUUGUUAUCUGAUCAGGAGUCAAACCUGGACAUCAAAAACUCUGUUCCCGAAGACCUUAACUUAGCACAAUAUCUCAUCAACCAGACGCUAUUUCUGGCACGAGACAGUUCACAACCUCAGGGUAAAGCACAGAUUGACACUUUCAGUAGGUGGACUGAACUAAUAUCUCCACUGGAUGAUUCAUCUGCAAGCAUCACAGUGGCAAGUUUUUCCUCCGAUGAUUGUUCUUCUCCUCAAGGGGAGUGGACAAUUCUUGAACUAGAAACCCAUCACUGAAGUGUUCAAGUGUUUGAGAUAGACUUCUCUCUUCUUCUCCCUGUACCUCUGCAAGUAAAUAUUCGAUGCAAUAUUUCCAUACAAUAAUAAAUACUGCAUCUGAAUUGGACCUUGAUAUUGCAAUGACCUGUCCAUUAAGUGUUCUGUUUCUAACUAAGAUUCAAUUGCAGGUAUAAACUUUUGAGAAUUUAAGUGGGUGUUUUGUAAAAGCUAUUUUUGAGCAUGUCUUUUUCCCCCUUCUUUGGAAAAAUUACAUGACCUAUAUAAAAAGUUAUGGCUUACUUUCCUUCCUCCUUUCAAUCACCACUUGAUCAUACAUUCCCGGAUACUCAAUGAAUUGAAAUGUGAAUGCAGAAUAAAUAGUGCUAGCCUUUUUUCUUCCAUCACUUUCCAUAUAGUGACUUAGUGACUUCUUCCAGGCUAAGAGAUUCACAGUGUUUAUGUCAAAAGAUGUGUGCCAACAGUACUUUAAAUACUAGAAAUGUGUGUUUGAAUUUGCAGGAAAAGUUUCAAUGGAAAUGUUUUUGAAUUUAUUUAUAAAAAGCAGCAUGUGUGGUUUGUUUUCUCCAGACUGGUUUUGUACCCUUCUUUGGUUUUGAAAAAUUUCAAUAAAUUUCUAAAUUGCUUAUUUAAA
Varanus komodoensis (Komodo dragon) is the source of this 6244-nucleotide messenger RNA. RefSeq names its product BTB domain containing 8 (gene BTBD8). NCBI's taxonomy places the organism in Eukaryota, Metazoa, Chordata, Lepidosauria, Squamata, Varanidae. The record is from RefSeq and is a predicted model, not a curated record. The transcript is spliced from 18 exons. The coding region runs from base 220 to 5610 and encodes 1796 amino acids. Gene Ontology annotation, molecular function: protein binding.